AUGGCUGUGAGCGAACUCCAGCGGUCGAUCGAGCAAGCCGAUAUUCAGAGGGUGACGGAACUGCUAAGAGACGGAGCCGAUAUAAACGUCCUAUUCGAAUACUCGUUUCACGGUGACAGUUUCCCCACCAAAAAAGUGACUCCGUUAAUCUUGGCGGCGGGCCUGGGCUAUGAGCAAAUUGUUCAGCUCCUCCUAGAUCGAGCGGCUGAUCUCAAGGCCCGCACCAAGGAUGGAAGGAAUGCAUUGCACAUGGCUUGCUGUUGUGGAAAAGAGCAUGUCUGCCGAAUUCUUCUGCAACGCGCCGAAGCUAACGGCGCCGAGCUGCUGAGGAACAUGAUCACCGCAGAAGACAAGGAGGGUCACACGCCGCUGCAUAAGGCGGCGAUGAUCAAAAGUGUCCUAAUGGUGUUUCGAUUAUUGGAAACAUCGGUCUACUUCCCUCCCCUCCCGACACAAGACCCGAUAGCCCGGUCGAAGAGUCCAGAGAAAGAAGCGGUGGCCAAUCUGCUGUUGGAAACGGAUCUGCCCAGUGGCGAUCAGCAUCAACGGGCUGCCAUCACCUACUGGGCCAUCCUAAAUGGACAAUUGGAGCUACUUGAGAGAUGCAUGGAAAGAGGGAGCGUCGCCCUGCACCGCGGAAAAGCCUGUUGGACCCAUGUGGCUGCGAUCGGGGGUCAUAAAGCCAUCCUGAAGUACCUGCUCGAGAACGGAUAUAAGGAUGAAUACAUUAGCCCAGCUCACAAAGACCUCACACCUCUCCAUCUGGCUGUAAUGCAUGGUCAUUUGGAUUUGAUCAAGGGAUUUCUGCAAUGGCUGCAAACAGAAUCUGAUAGAAUGCAGGAGGCCUUCCUGAGCAAGAGCACCGACGGCGCCACACCCAUCGCUCUGGCCACCUCGCAAAGCAUCCCUGAGCACCGGAAGAUCGAAGAUGCCUUAUGGGAGGCAUUGAAGAAGAGUGUUGCCGAUGACGAGUCCUUUUUCCAAAAACGUGUGAAGUGGGAGCCCGUGGUACAACAAGCCGCGAGGUAUGAGAUCCCUAGAAACCUGCAUGAGGAUGAUUCUCACCUCCGAUAUUUCUUGCUGAAUGUACACCGGCAAAAACACACUACUUGUUCGGGGGGAGGAAGCAAUACUGGUGAGAAAUGGAACGCCUUACAGCUAGCCGUCUACCACGGAUGUCCCAUUGUGGUGUGGUUCAUGCUCUCCCGGGGCGGCAAUCGCAUUGCAGACAACAUCCGCAAGGGGCUGAACAUUGUUCGGUCCUGGCAUGGGGAAAUAAAGAACCAUAAAAUAAUCGAGGAGAUACUCUUAAAUCCGCCGCCACGCGAGAUGGGCGGCCCUACCGGCCCAAAAAACGACAAUCGUCAGGUCCCCGGGUUUCAACAUCAAGGGGAGCAAUACGGAGGGACCGAAGGGUUUAUUGUCGACUUGUUCCCACUUCAGGGUAAAGGCCGAAUCGAAACUACCAUCAAGCAGCGGCCGAUUAAAGAAAUCAUCUACAAACCAGGGCCCCAGGCGAUCAUGACCGCUAGAAAGUAUCCCAACCUUUCGGCCCUCGAGCAGGCACUGAAAACUUCAAACGAGAAAGCAAUCGGUAACCAAGACGGAAACGGACAGCUCCAUCAUCCAACUGAGCCUCAUUCACGUUGUGUCAGGGAGCUCAUGGUCCGACUGUCGCUGGACAGCGGCAGGGACAACUCCGGCCAUAGGCCCCUGAAUGGGUUUAUAGACAGAACUUUGACGAGAGGCCGUAAUAAGGGGAACAAAGACCAUAUAAAGCCUCAAUUUGUGAUUGAUGAUAUGAAAGUCUCCACGGAUCGGCAAGGCAAUAACAAGGCUGAAGGAGGGAGUCAUAAGAGUAAGCCAAAUGAAAGAAGCAAUAAUAAUGAGAUAAAAGGAGGAGACAGUGAGAAUCAAGAGCCAAUCAGAGAGAGGAAGAAUGAUGAGGGAAAAAGAGAGAAUAAUAGAAACAAGGAAAAGGAAGAGGGUAAUGAUUCACAGCUCCAUGCAAGGAUAGCAGUUCUUAUGCCAUUUAUCUCCUGGACAGACUGGCCAGUCAAGGAGACGACGCCCACGUCGAGUCCCUCCAGUGACCUACCAGAUAAACAUAGGCUUACCUAUGGAUCAACGCCGCUCAACAAGUAUCACUAUGUCUUGAUGUCUAAGAAAGAACAAAGAAAACGAGAUGAUGAGCAAGUUCUAAUUAAGUAUAUUAAAGGGAAACAAAAAUCUCCAUCUAACUCCCAGGCAAUAUAUAAGGUUCUUACGGUGAAUCAGCUCUGGCUGUGGGUUGUUGAUAGUAAUACUAUUGUGACAUGUACAACCGAAGAGACAAAGGAAGUGGACAUGAGCUUCCUUGAACACGUUCUUGAGACACUCAAGGCUCGCGAGAAGACCCUGUCGCUGUCUGUCUACUCGAUUGCGGAGGUGAUCAUGCAGACGACCAUGGAUCUUCUUACCAAAAAGGAUAUUGAUGUCUAUGGAGAAAAAAAGAAGAUUGAUGUCAAUGGAGAAAAAGAGGAGAUUAAUAUCAAUGGAGAAAAAAAGAAGAUUGAUGUCAAUGGAGAAAGAGAGGGGAAACAGUCCCUGCUGGAUAUUUUUCGCAGCUCAGUGUGGUCAGUACGAAAUAAAGAAAUACAGCUCUUCGAUGAAUUUCUCAAGAUUUGCAGUGAUGAGAACAAAAACAAAAUGGGCCCUGAAUCCAUUGAUAUCACCAAGGAGCUGAAGCAGCUCCGCGAUGCCAAACAUAUCCAAGAUGAGCUCCGUAUCAUCAAAGCGAUAUGCGACGAGCAAGAAAUGGUCUGGAAACAAAUGCAUACCCAUAUCAGAGGGCACCAGAAGGAGCAACAUGGUCAAGUGAAGGACAAAAUCAUGGACCUGAUCGACGAGACGGAGCUCUGCCAGAAGGACAUCAGUCUGCUAUUGGAUCUCAAGCAGAAGCAGUCUAAUGUCAAUGAAGCAAAGUUAGCCAGGGAGCAGAAUGAGGAAACGGGCAAACAGACCGACACCAUCAUGGUGUUUACCGUUGUGACCAUUCUUUUUGCCUUCCAUUCUAAUAAGGAUCAGCUCCCUGCCUCCUUCUUGACGAGUUUGUUUGCUUUGAAUGUGACAGACUUCCCACACGAAGCUGGGGUAGUCACCUAUAGAGGACGGUGGAUAUUUCCCGUUAUACUCGGGGUCUCUGUGGGCGUUUCAAUCUUUUUCAUGGCCAUCGCAUUUAAACAAGACGUAUUGAAACAGAUGUUGAAAGACGCCUGGAGCGGCUGGACUCGGCAGGAUUCAGAGAAUUCACCCAAUGCACAGGAUUCAAAGAAUUCACCCAAUGCACAGGAUUCACAGAGUCCACAAAAUACACAGAGUCCACAGAAUGCACAGAGUCCACAGAAUGCACAGAGUCCACAGAAUGCACAGAGUCCACAGAAUGCACAGAAUCCCCCAAGCCCCUCAGAUCGCUCAGAAAACUCACUUAAUCUGAUCAAAUCACCAAGUCAGAUGGAAAAGGUCUUUCGCAUGUCUGGUCGGAAGCGAGAAGUGGCUGACAUGGUAUAG
Penicilliopsis zonata CBS 506.65 is the source of this 3549-nucleotide messenger RNA. RefSeq lists its product as hypothetical. The coding region runs from base 1 to 3549 and encodes 1182 amino acids. The transcript is spliced from 9 exons. The record is from RefSeq and is a predicted model, not a curated record. NCBI's taxonomy places the organism in Eukaryota, Fungi, Ascomycota, Eurotiomycetes, Eurotiales, Aspergillaceae. Gene Ontology annotation, molecular function: protein binding.